Diceros bicornis minor is the source of this 1830-nucleotide messenger RNA. RefSeq lists its product as uncharacterized. Bases 1 to 1089 code for a protein of 362 amino acids. The record is from RefSeq and is a predicted model, not a curated record. The transcript is spliced from 4 exons. NCBI's taxonomy places the organism in Eukaryota, Metazoa, Chordata, Mammalia, Perissodactyla, Rhinocerotidae.
AUGUGCGCCGGCCCGCCCCCCGCGCGCUGCGCCCCUCGCGCGUCCCGGGCCAGGCCUCCCGGACGCCGAGCAAGCCGCCUGCCCUGCGCAACUCUAGGGAGUCCUGGGGCUCCGGCGGGCUCCCCGGGACGGAGCUCCAGCUCCAGCGAGUCCCCAAAGAGACCCGUGAAACCGCCAUCGCUGGGAGGCCCAGCCCUCGGGGUUCUCCGGACUACCUACUCCUCGGCCCUUGGGUCGCUGAGAGCCCGGGCGGCGCCCGCGGAAGGGGGAGUCCAGCGCCCCCGCUACCUUGAGCCGCGCGCGGAGCACCCGGAGCGCCCUGGCGCGGCCGCCCUCCGGCUACCGCGCCGUCCCCGCGCCCAGCUGAGAGCCGUCUCAUUCCUGCGCAGCGCAAAUCGGGAUUCAUUUUUCUCAACAAAGGGAGCACCAAACCUCAAGGUCACACAGCGGGUGCACGGCAACCGCAGCCAAAGCCCAGCCUCUGACACCCAGCCCAGUACUCUUCCACUGCCCAGCACUGCGCUGGAGCCGCAGCUGUCCAUCGCCGGAGCCCCGCCGGGAAGGGCCAGCCCCUGGAACAGCUCACUUGCUCCCAGAAGUCAGGCCUCCAGUGACUUUCCCGUGGAUACAAGGGAAACAUAUGCAUUCAUUCCGCCUUCGUCCACUCCUGUCCCUGGACCUGGGCUUGUGCGGUUCCUUUCAUACUGCUCCCUCUCUAUAUCCCACGGUCAGAAUAAAGCCUCCUUCCCUAAUGUACUGGAGCACCAAUCUUACAUUGCUGACCACCUACCGCAUGCAGGGGACAGAGGAAACGGCCCGCAGGAACGAGGCCAGCUGACCCUCACACGUGCUCCUGAGCUGGAGAAGGAGGAGAUCAAUCUGCUGCUGGAUUCCCACUGGUCACAGGAGAGCGUGAUGCCCUCCCCUUCUAAUUUUGGCCUCUUGAGCGAGCAGCCCCCUGGUUCUGGAGUCCUGAAACCAAGGGGCCUACUCCAGUCCUUCCUCUCCCUCUCCCCUGAGUGGUGGUGGGCAGGUAGGUGUGACCCCUCCCCAGGCACCUUUACAAACAGUGAAAAGCAGAAGUCCUGAGGCAGGCCCACUGAGUCCUGGCUCUGACCACUGGCCAGCUGUACAGAGAGGCUCUCUGGCCCAGGCUCUCUGGACCUCCGUGUUCUUGUGUGUGAAAUAUGAACACAGAGCUGUAUUAGUAGGAUCCUGGUAGGAAACUGGCAACACAUCCCCAGUGGGUGAUUAGAGACCUUAGUGAAUGGAUCGACUUGCAGAGGGGUGGGCAGGGGUGAGGGACCCAACGAGAGAUGGCGCAGCAUCCCAGAGCUAGCCACUGCAGAGAGCUGUUACCACCCCAGGCCUGAAAAGGAGCCGAUGGAACAAACACCCGGACCUUGCUCCCUUCCUGCCCCCCAGUCUCUCACCAGGUCCUCGCAUUGGCUCAGAAGGCAAGGGAGCCUGGGUAAGCCAGGCCGUAGAGGCCAGCCUCCCAGGACACAGAGCAAGCACAGCAGAGUGGACAGUGGAUCUGGAGGGUGAAUGGAGACUGUCUAACAUAAGUGACUGCUUUGUAAAGCACUUAGCUCAGUCAGCAAAUGUUCUCUGUGAUUGUCUUUGUUUGCAUAGUCCUCAGGGCUCUCAAUAACGAGAAGUGCUUGUAGAUCUAAAGAAAUGGCAAUCUAAUGGUGGAAUUUUGUUUUAGAGGAUGACCAAGGAGGGGCCAUUUACGAGGCAGAUUUUCUUGAGAUCUCCACAAAUCAGGCCUCCAAGUUCCCUCCCCAAUAAUCAGUUAUUGACUGCCCGUUACACCCGCUGGCUGGG